Molecule: messenger RNA, 1520 nt
Organism: Diorhabda sublineata
Lineage: Eukaryota; Metazoa; Arthropoda; Insecta; Coleoptera; Chrysomelidae
Exons: 2
Coding region: 503-1165 (220 amino acids)
Source: RefSeq, a predicted model, not a curated record
GCACAUUGUAAGAUGAAUACUGUUCAGAUAAGAACAGUUACAGAAUAAUCGACUUUAGCAAAGAGGAUGGUGAAGAGUAAUAUGAGUUAACAUAAUGGAAAAUUCAGUAUCAGUAUAAAACAAAAUGUAUUGCUCUCUGCCAUAUCACAUAAAAUAGUAAAUAUCAGCUUUCCAUCUUAAUAUACGAUUUCAAAAAGUCAGUGAACAUCAUUAGUACUAUAUAACUGCUUAAUUAUUAUCUACUUACUCAAGUAACUCAAUGAAAAAUAGUUAUAAGAUCAAGAAAUUUCUUUUAAAAUAAUUUCCAAAUUAGAAUAGAAAAAAAAUCAGAUCCAAGUGACAGGAAUUAUAUAUGCACCUUUAAUUUUAAACUAUGAGAAGAAGAGUUUCUGAAAAAGAAGUUUUCAUUUUUGUUUAUACAUAACCUUAUUGUAAAAACUGUCAUGACUGGCGACAUAAGUUGAAAAUUUAUUUUCCUAGUAAAUGCUUAUAUAUCUUUAAUAUGGAUCAAGCUGAAGCGAGAAGAGAAGCUAGAAUACGAAAAAUUUUGGAAAACUCUGAAAAGAGAUUACAGAAAAUUACAGGUGUUGAAAAUAAAAGUACUAAAACUUCAAUAGAAGGAACUAAUCGUUUUCAAAGUCAUAAAGAAGAAAGUGGUUCCCUUGCUGACAAUUUUCCUUUAUCGGGUAAAAGUGAUAAAUAUAAUAAACCCAGUAACUUGGACCCAACAUGCAACAGUUCACUUUCAGAUGAAUAUACAUCAAAUACUCAGUUAAAUUCUUUAGAUGAAAAUCUAUUAUUAGAAUCUUCAAAAAACAAUUCCAAUAGAAAAGUAAUGAUUGUACUACCUUUUAUAUGGAGUAUUCUGAUAACAACUUGUAACAUUUUUCAGUUAAAUUUUAGUGAAGUUUAUACUAAUAAGAUUUUUCUACCUUUAAUAGCAUUUGAAAUUAAGGAUCUCUAUUUUUCUCCUAGCAUUUCAAAUACGAAAUCUAAAUUACUAUCAGCUAUGUCACUUUUAACUGGUAAAAUGUAUUCAAGAAAAAAAUUCCAUUUUAUACUCUAUAUAGUGAAAAUCCUUCAAGAUAUUAUGGUUUAUUUUUUCAUUUUUGUUUCUAGUCAGAUAUUUAUCAAAUCAAUUUUUAAGUUAGAAAUCCAAUUAUAACUUCAGAUUUAAAUAUUUUGUAUCAUUGAAUAAACUCAUCUGAAUUUAUGAGACUUGUAUUUAGAAUUACCCACUCCAACAGUAAGAACUGUGAGGUAAGCGGCUACCAAUAAAUAAAAACUACAUCUCAAAACAAUAUGUUCUGCUUAUAAAUCAUGUAGAGACUAUGCUUGAAAACCUAAAUUGAGAAAAUAUCUAAUAAGCUACAAGUGUCAACAUUUUAGCUAGGUGAAAUAAGAUAUCUUGUUCACUGAAUCUUAUCUUAACCAAAAGUAUAUCUAAUAACAUUGUGGAAUUAAACCACAUUACAAUAUAUUGAUAUCAACUACGAAAAAACAUUCUAUAUAGCAAUGAU